AUGCCGUCGCGCGGGGACGCCAGCGGCGGCGGCGGAGCGCCUACCGCCUCCCCCGCCCCGCCGCAGCCGGCCAAGGGCAAGGGGAAGAUGAAGGGGGACGACCUGGUGAGCAGCGACGACCUCUCGGAGGAGGACCGCGAGCUCAAGGCGCGUCUCGAGGAGUGCGUGGAGCGGGCACAGAGCCCCGACCCCCGCCUCCGGGUAGAAGCCAUCGACACCCUGAGGAAAGAGAUUCGUGCGGCGACAAGCUCAAUGACGUCUGUCCCGAAACCACUCAAAUUCCUCCGUGCACACUACGGAACUCUCAAGGCUUACUUUCCGAGAAUGCGGAAUCCUGUACAGAAGAAACAUAUGGCUGACAUUCUGUCAGUAUUGGCCUUGACAACGUCUGCUGAAGGAGAAAGGGAAAGCCUGAAGUACUGUAUGAUGGGCUCUUUAGUUGAUAUAUGUUCAUGGGGUCAUCAAUACGUGAGAAACUUGGCUCUUGAAAUUGGACAAGAAUGGAAGGACAAUGGCUCAUCAACUCCAAUUGAAUCCAAAAUAGAACUAGUGCUGGAAAUUGUCAAAUUUCACAUGAAGCAUAAUGCUGAAACUGAAGCGCUGGAUCUUCUGAUGGAGGUUGGAUACCUUGAGGUGCUUACAGGCAAAAAAUAUGAAAAAUACUUCACGAUGCUACUUGAUCUUGUUGACUCUACCAACUACAAAAGGGCAUGCUUGUAUUUGACUAGUUGUUCUAUAUACCUUUUGACUCCUGACCGUGAGGCCUAUGUGGCCACACUUGACAUUGCCUAUGCCAUGUACUUGAAGUUUAGGGAUCUUGCAAGUGCUUUGCGGAUUGUGCUUGUCAAUAUCGGCAAGAAUGUGAAGAUGGUAUUUGGCGAAACUACAGAUUUCUCCCUGAAGCAGCAAUUCACAUUUAUGAUAGCACGCUAUGGUUUAAGCGUGGAGAUAGAUGAUGAGAUGGUUGCAGAUGAAAAUGAGAAGAAUGCUUUGCAGGAAAUAGUUUAUAACACCAAACUGAGUGAGGGGUACCAUACCCUUGUGCGGGAUAUUGGUGUCAUGGAGCCAAAAUCUCCAGAGGACAUAUAUAAGGUUCAUCUGAUUGGCGGUCGAGGUACCAGAAGCUCCAGCCUUGAUUCUUUAAGGCCGAAUUUGGCCGCAAUUUUUGUCAAUGCAUUUGUGAAUGCUGGUUAUUGCCAGGACAAACUCAUGACUGCAAUACCAGAUUAUUUGCUAUUCAAGAACAACGAACUUUCGAAAGCCAGUGUAGUAGCUAGUCUGGGAAUGAUACAUCUGUGGGAUCCUGAUUCAGGAUUUGCCAAACUUGACAAGUACCUGCACAGCAAUGAUACUGAUGUUGUUGCAGGAGCUUUGUUAGGUAUAGGGAUUGUCUCUUGUGGUGUGAAGAAUGAUAGGGAUCCUGCACUUGCUCUUAUUUCUGAGUAUAGCAAGGGUGCAGCAUCAAUUACACGAAUCGGGGGAUUGUUGGGUCUUGGUAUUGCUUAUGCUGGGUCCCAGAAAGACGAGCUUAAAUCACAUUUCUCAGUUAUCUUGAGUAACCCCCAAACACCUUUGGAGGACUUAGUGUUCUCUGCCAUCUCCUUGGGAUUGGUGUUUGUUGGUUCCUGCAAUGAAGAGAUUGCAGGGUCAAUCAUAUCUGUCUUGAAAAAUCACAGUGAGGAGCUUGCAGAGCCCACUAUUCGUCUGCUUCCAGUUGCCGUUGGCCUUCUAUAUCUUGGAAAACAGGAGAUGGUGGAUGCUACUGCUGAUGAGGUUUCUAAAGCAUUGGAAGAACCAUUAAGGAAGUACUGUGGCCUGACUCUUACGUCUUUGGCAUAUGCUGGGACAGGGAAUGUGCUUAAGGUUCAGGAGCUCCUUCGUUGUUGCUCAGAUUAUGAACCAUGCCAUUUGGAUUUGGAGAAAGGUGGAACCGGCCAAGGGCCAGCAGUCCUUGGAAUUGCUCUUAUUGCCAUGGCUGAAGAAUUAGGAGCUGAAAUGGCUGUACGGUCCCUCGAGCACCUUUUACAGUAUGGUGAUCUUAGUAUUAGAAGAGCGGUUCCUCUUGCUCUUGGCAUGCUCUGCAUAUCCAAUCCAAAGGUCGUCGUUGUGGACACACUGAGUAGACUGAGCCAUGAUGCGGACGGUGCAGUGUCAAUGGCUGCAAUCAUCUCACUGGGCUUGAUAGGUGCUGGUACAAACAAUGCACGUAUAGCCAGGUUGCUUCGUAAGCUCUCGAGUCAGGAAUAUGGCGAUUAUCUGUAUUGUGUGAGGAUUGCCCAGGGUCUUCUUCACCUUGGGAAGGGCUUGCUGACACUUGACCCAUACCACUCUGACAGGCUACUUCUAUCUCCCGUAGCGCUAGCUGGGCUUGUAACCGUUCUGCACGCAUGCCUUGCCAUGCAACCCAUCAUCGUCAAAAAGUAUCCCUACAUGCUAUACAUCCUCGCCCUUGCUAUGCAGCCUAGGAUGUUACUGACCGUGGAUGAGGAUCUCAAGCCCCUCCAUGUUCCUGUUCGCGUCGGCCAAGCAGUCGACGUGGUUGGUCAGGCGGGAAGUCCCAGGACCAUCACUGGCUUCCGGACGCACAGCACGCCUGUAUUGCUCGCUGCAGGGGAGCGAGCUGAGCUAGCAACUGAAAAAUAUAUUCCGCUGACACCAGUUCUGGAGGGCUUUGUGAUCCUGAGGAAGAACCCAGAGCAUCAUGAAGAUUGAGAAAUCAGUGCAAUCCAAGCGUAAGCGGAUGGAGUGUCAUGAAGAGGCUUGGUCUACAUCUAACUGUCACACAAGCAAACGGCAAUGACUAUUGUGAAGAGGCUGCAAAUAUUCCUUCAACAGAGUACAGCGACAAUACAAAGUAUAGAAUAGCUAAGGGGCCAAUGUACAGAUGGAGACUGGGUAGUUUCUUUGAAAAGAGGAGAAACAACUUUUGUCGGGACGGGGAACAGAAAUAGUGGGUGUGAGUGAAGGCUGUACAUCAUAGCCUCAAAAUUUUGUGUUUUCACUCAAUAGACCAGAGCAAUUUUUGUGUUUCCCAGAACAAGAAAAGCUGGCCAUGUUCCCUAACAUGUUCUUAUAUAGUCUUUUUUUUUUGUC
This is a messenger RNA of Hordeum vulgare subsp. vulgare (domesticated barley), 3093 nucleotides long. Its product is annotated as 26S proteasome non-ATPase regulatory subunit 2 homolog A-like. Gene Ontology annotation, molecular function: enzyme regulator activity. NCBI's taxonomy places the organism in Eukaryota, Viridiplantae, Streptophyta, Magnoliopsida, Poales, Poaceae. The record is from RefSeq and is a predicted model, not a curated record. The transcript has 25 exons. Gene Ontology annotation, biological process: regulation of protein catabolic process; proteasome-mediated ubiquitin-dependent protein catabolic process. The coding region runs from base 1 to 2712 and encodes 903 amino acids. Gene Ontology annotation, cellular component: proteasome complex; proteasome regulatory particle, base subcomplex; proteasome storage granule.